Molecule: messenger RNA, 1048 nt
Organism: Panicum hallii
Lineage: Eukaryota; Viridiplantae; Streptophyta; Magnoliopsida; Poales; Poaceae
Exons: 3
Coding region: 35-1048 (337 amino acids)
Source: RefSeq, a predicted model, not a curated record
UAAGAAUAUCAAGCUGGAGGUGCCACCAGAUGACAUGACCACCACUUUGCGGGAUGCAGUUGCGAGAAGGGUUCAGUGGCGGAGAGCUGGUAUUCAUAUUGAUCCAGCAGAUGCAGAUUCAGUACCGACCAGUCAACCUCAGCCACAGAGUGCUGCAGUGCCACCGACGUUUUCUGAGCCAUGCCCACAGCUGCCGGAUACACGGGAAUCGUUAUCGGAACCGCAUCCUCCUGUCCCUACUCAGCCUCAGGUUACCCCCCCUCCACCUGUUCCGACAGAGCCAGCUACCGCUCCCAAGAAGCCAAGCAAGGCUAAUCCUGUGAGGAAGAAGCAGAGUAGGCCGAUGGCGACGAAGCGGGAGAUCUCAGAGGGUAAGAAAAAGGUGGAGCGGAUAAAACAACCGGUCACAAGGGCUUACACUUCUGAGAAUCCAAAGUACAGGGUUGGAAAGGCCUUGCUUAGUGUCUCUGAGCUUCGGGCAGCAGGUCCAUAUUGUAUGGACCUGCACAAGUACUACAUGCAAAAUGUCAAUCAAGCCGAGGAAAUCAUGGUGUCAUACGAAGAGCGGCACUUUCUGCAGCUUGAGGGCAACAGCAACAUCUUUAUUGUUGCCUGGAGCGAUUUGUUCGACCUUUUCAACCUCGACGCUUUGGAUCUUUCUCUCAUUCGGUGCUUUGCAUUGCACAUGCAACAAGAGACAAGGCGUCGAACCGGAAAGAAGUGUGGGUACAUUGACCCACAGCUGAUGACGGUGACAUUUAUGCUGACAGCUAGAGAUAGCUUGAAUACCCGCAAAAAAAAAUCAUCUCCUGUAGAAGAAACGCUUGACGUGGAAGCUGAGACGCAGGACGCCCCCGUCGAAGGUGCACUUGAACGGUUGAACCCACCCUUCCGCGAGCGCUCCCACUCCCUGUUCACGAUCCUGAACGCGACGUCCUCGUACGGCCGCCCCGCGUGGAACCUGACGAUGCAGGUCCCGCCGCUCCCGCCGCCGUCCUCCUCGACGGCGCACGGCGGAGGUUUUGCGCCGGCGGCGAGUUCGGGGUAG